Diaporthe batatas is the source of this 1547-nucleotide messenger RNA. RefSeq lists its product as uncharacterized. Bases 228 to 548 code for a protein of 106 amino acids. The record is from RefSeq and is a predicted model, not a curated record. The transcript is spliced from 4 exons. NCBI's taxonomy places the organism in Eukaryota, Fungi, Ascomycota, Sordariomycetes, Diaporthales, Diaporthaceae. Gene Ontology annotation, biological process: mismatch repair; base-excision repair; nucleotide-excision repair. Gene Ontology annotation, molecular function: single-stranded DNA binding; damaged DNA binding. Gene Ontology annotation, cellular component: DNA replication factor A complex; nucleus; site of double-strand break.
CCUCUCAGUCACGUCCCCAUCAUAAAGGAAUCAUAUCCUGCAGACAGAUCAGCCCGAUCUGACAGACACAGAAAACACGGCCGAGAACAAUCAGGUUUGCCCCCCAUCGAGGACCCACGAAGCCCCAUCCCCAUCCUGUCAACCCACGUGUAUCGAGCACUGGUACUGGCAUCUCCACAACCCCGGCCAAAAUCUCAACCACAAACCCCCAACAAGCCAGCUGCAAUAUGGAGGCCCAGACCACACCCCGUAUCACUGCGCCCUACCUCGACUCGUUCCAGGGCCGCAAUGUCAUGAUCGUCGGCCGCGUCGUCCAGCUUCGAGGAGAGACCGCAGUCAUCGACGCUGACGGUAACAUCACCGCCCACCUGCAUCGCGAAGCCCACCUUUCCAACGGAAAUGCGGUCCAGAUCAUCGGCAAGGUCAACCCAGACCUGUCUGUCAAGGUUUUAAGCUCACUAGACAUGGGCACUGGUGUCGACUUCAACAUCUACCAUCACGUCGUGGAGGCCACCCAGAAGCACCCGCAGCUCUUUGGCUCCCACUGACGUCCCACCACCACCGUCAGCAGUAGCAGCAACAGCAGCAGUCAAGGGCUCGUCUCGCUCGGGCCCUCCGAUUCCGUGUCCCAAUGUCAGCGUCACCAGCCCCGGGGCUGGAGCGGGGGGGUGAUCAACGACGAGUAUGGUGGAGCCACCAGCCUGGAGCACGGCCUGAGCAGGCUUGAUCUCGGCCGAGACGCGGAGGACCCGCUGCCACUGCCCACAUUGCCACAUGAAAUAAUAGCCCGUUCCGGGCCAGACGAUGAUAUGUUUUCAACCACCGGGGACCGGCCUCGCAGGAACCCCAUUAGCACCAAGCGGAUACCAACGACAAGGGAGCCCGCACCACCGGCAGGAGUCAGCACCAGGCUUACUGGGACGUGGUAACUGGGCCGUCAGCGGAGCUCCUGGGGUCCAUCUUGGGCGGCGUUGCGAGGCAGACCGGCGGCGGGAGGACAUACGCCCUCCUGGUCAUGGACAGCUCUGGGCGCUGGCGUGUUGCUCGUACUGCGGACGCGGACGAGAUUCUCCCCGGUGAUGAGAGAUAGUGCCGUGGCUUUUCAGCAAGACAUUUCUGUUGCCCUGUGAGCUGUUGGCCUUGUUUGGAAUGGCAUAGUGUGUUUGUAAAACAAAAGUGGUUACUCUUACACGGCGCGUCUGAAGCCUCCCUCCCCAACAAGCCCAAAGCCGCCCCGUCACGUAUAUGUGGCCAGUAAAGCCAGCCCCUAUCAGACCCAAAAGUCUCGGGGUGGUAGAAUGACGGCAUUAAGAACAACUUGCUCGUCCGCUGCAUCCUCUCAAUCGGUUUUAAGAUGUUCCCUCGUUCUCUCUCUAACUGGGGUUGAGAUGGUUAUCGCUUUUCGGUAGUCUUGAGGUCGCACGGGAUCUUUGCCCAACAGAGGACCCCGUGCAGACUGAAGAUCUAGAUCAGGAGCCAGGGUGAUCAUAAAAUUGACAAGCUCCCAGUUACCGUCUUUUGCAACGACGGGAGUCGACAUCGACGGC